UUAUUCAUAAGUCAUUCUCAACUCAUAGGGUACAUGUUAAUCUUUAUAGCUUCUGGAACAUUAAUCAAAAUGCAUUUUCUAGUGAGUUUCUUCGUAUCAUUCAUCUACAUAUUGUCUGCGAGUGCGCAGAAUUUUCCUGUUUUUAUUGGACGUAACACGCCACCAGUGCCAAAUUCGUACAACGUCCAAGGGCAGUUUGGAAACCCGAACCCAGUACCAUCGUCGAUAUCGGCCAACCGUGCUUUGUCAAUAGUUCCGCAAAGGGGCACAGUGCAACAGCAGAGUGAGCCGUGGGCGCCAGGAGAGCCGGAGUGGUUUUUUCCUAGUCGUCCACAGCAAUGGUUGAACUCGUGUCAGAGGCGUGGCUGUUCUGAGGUUGGUACCCAUUGUGUGCUGUGGGGAGGAUUGUGUCCUAGUUCCGUGAGACGGGUACCAUGCAGGUGUCAGAGAGGUUGUCGAGUAGACACACAUUUUAUCCCUUUUGGACAGUCUCGUGUGAUGGAUAGAUGUAACAAUAUUUGCGCCUGUAACUCCAGGGAGGGAGUGGCUCGGUGUACCACAAGACGUUGCUGAAGGCACAGCCACCAGGAGAGAUCGCCGUGAAUUCCACAUAACGUUAAUUCGAGAGUCGUUCUGAUAAUAAUCAAUCUUUUGUUCAAACUUUGCCAAUUUACAUGCCAUAGAAAUAAAGAAAGCAUCGCCUAAUAUGAUUUUGUAUUAUCAGUAUUUUAUACAUUUUCAUCUU
This is a messenger RNA of Mercenaria mercenaria, 745 nucleotides long. RefSeq lists its product as uncharacterized. The record is from RefSeq and is a predicted model, not a curated record. Lineage: Eukaryota; Metazoa; Mollusca; Bivalvia; Venerida; Veneridae. The coding region runs from base 34 to 573 and encodes 179 amino acids. The transcript has 4 exons.